AUGGAAGACAAGCAUAACUUAGGGGCUACAAGUGCUCAAGCCCAAGGAGUUGUUGGAUCUAACACCUUGAUAGACAGAUUUAGUGCUCUUCCAAACGAAGUGGUACUGCAUAUCAUGUCAUCUACAGAAGUCAAGGACUUAAUUCGACUGAGAUGCGUAUCAAAAAAAUGCAAAAAGCUUUCUCUCUCAGUGCCCUCACUAAAUAUUGACGGAUCUUCAUCCAUCUACAAGAAAUCCAAGUCGAAGCGGCUGAACUUGUUGAAUCACUUGGAUAGGUUCUUAAUGCAACGUAAGGAUUGCAAGAUAGGACGGUUACGUAUUGCUUGGUCCUUCAACGGUGCAAAUACCUCGGAGGAGCAAUUUCGAAUAGCCACAUGGAUAAUCACUGCAGUUAGCUGCAAUAUCGAAUAUCUUGAGCUAGUUUUCUCUAUCGAUAAUGGCUCGACAUUUGAGUUGCCAUAUGACCUCCUUGAUUGUUCAACUUUGAAGACUCUAAAGGUGGACUUGAGCAGCAAGACUCUUAGACUUCCCGCUUUGGCUGUUCCCUCCAAUCUCCAGCGCCUGCAUUUGAAGGAAGUCAUCAUAUCUGAAGAGGUUUGGAAAUGGAUCUCCAGCUUACAUCUUACAGAAUUGCGGCUUGAACAUGUUAAUGGGAUUGGAAGCGUCACCGUUGAAAUCCCGUCAUUGAUAAAAUUCCAUCUUGAAUUUGUGUAUUAUCAAAAUAGGAUCUCCAAGCUUCUCAUCUCAGGUGCUAAACUUGAAGACAUAGAUGUACGUGGGCCAUUUAAUGAACGUGGAUUAGACUCAUUGAAAAUUGUUGCUUCAAAUCUUAGACGUCUGAAAUUGCUGGGUUAUCUGAUGAAUCAACUAUCUCUUGGGAGAUUUACAUUUCUAGAAAAAGCCGAGCUUUUCCUAUCUCCUACAGCAGAUGACAAUGGAAAGCUAUUUGAAGUUUUCAGCAGUGUAAGCAGGACGAAAGUUCUUCAUCUCGAUGAAAAGACCAUAGAGGUAUUGAGGGAUGGUCCCGUGCAAUUGCCAUUACAUGAUAUCAGUUGCUUUCGAGCUUAUCUUGUGAGGUUGACCGACGACAUUGUCCCAAAUAUAGCCCAUCUUCUUCGUGGGAUGCCUAAUUUGAACACUUUGUUCAUAGCAACUUCACCAUCCUUGCUCUAUGAACUCUUUCCUUAUUAUAAUUGGUUUUAUAGAGGAAGAUUGGUCCCUUACGAUGAGGUCAAAGAGAAUGCUCCUGGAAGCGGGUGUAAUAAAAGUUAUUGGAGUUCACAAAACCUGGCUUGUAUUGAUCAGCUUAAGGAGGUGAGAUUAGAGCUUUCCAAUGGAACUAACGAAUUGGACUUGGCAUGCUACAUACUAGAGAAUGCCAAGAAUUUGAAGAAAAUGGUCAUCAUUCAUACAUAUCACCAAUCACCCGCUGUAAGGAUGAUCAAUGCAUGCAACCUGAGUUCAUGUGAUGCCCGAGUUCUGUUCUACAGGAGGAAAAAACCGACCCUGAUGGAUCUUGUUGGAUACCAACAUGGACACAACAUUGGACCUCGUGUGUUAGCCCAAUGA
Messenger RNA from Fragaria vesca subsp. vesca, 1569 nucleotides. RefSeq lists its product as uncharacterized. The coding region runs from base 1 to 1569 and encodes 522 amino acids. Gene Ontology annotation, molecular function: protein binding. NCBI's taxonomy places the organism in Eukaryota, Viridiplantae, Streptophyta, Magnoliopsida, Rosales, Rosaceae. The transcript has 3 exons. The record is from RefSeq and is a predicted model, not a curated record.